This is a messenger RNA of Ananas comosus (pineapple), 2013 nucleotides long. Its product is annotated as scarecrow-like protein 32. Gene Ontology annotation, cellular component: nucleus. The record is from RefSeq and is a predicted model, not a curated record. The transcript has a single exon. Gene Ontology annotation, biological process: regulation of DNA-templated transcription. Lineage: Eukaryota; Viridiplantae; Streptophyta; Magnoliopsida; Poales; Bromeliaceae. Gene Ontology annotation, molecular function: DNA-binding transcription factor activity; sequence-specific DNA binding. The coding region runs from base 418 to 1656 and encodes 412 amino acids.
CACACACACACACAUAUAUAUACACCUCCUAUAGCAACUAGUUCAUCUCUUCCUCUCUCUUUCUUGAUCAGUUUAGUUCCUUAGCUCUUAAGGUGUAGCUAAUUAUAUACAGAGCUAAGAGCCAAAAUCUCUACUCUUCUUCUGUUACUCUACUGAAACAUUCUUGUACUUGAGCCUCUCUCCCUUAGCCUUAGUGAUUCCUUGAUUCACCCAAAGCCAACGUGCAUACAUAUCCACUUGCCUAAUUGUUGCCUUUGAGCAGGGAGAACACAAGAGACCCAAAAUUGCACACCCCUCUAUACAAUUAUGCUUUGUACAAGCACCAAAUCCACACCUCAAUAGUACUUGGUCUUUUACCAGCUAGCUUGUGUGUCUCUAUUUUUUUUUUCUCCUUCCCUUAAUUCUCUACCCCGCCACAUGAUGCAAUUCACCCAGAGCGCACCACCCCCUGCCCCUCUUCUUCAUCAUAACGGCGGCGGCCACGGCCUCGGCCUCGAUCUCGCCGAGCCCGACCAGCCGCUGCUGUACUCUCAACGCUGCGCUGCGCGCCCGCCGUGGACUGGACGCAGCGCGGUGGCCUUCCCGACCUCCUCGAGGGCGCUCGGCAGCUUCAACACCGCCGGCUGCAUGGAGCAGCUGCUCGUGCACUGCGCGAACGCCAUCGACGGCAACGACGCCACCCUCGCGCAGCAGAUCCUGUGGGUGCUCAACAACAUCGCCCCGCCCGACGGCGACUCGAACCAGCGCCUCACCUCCGCCUUCCUCCGCGCCCUCGUCGCCCGCGCCUCCGCCACCGGAUCUUGCAAGAUCCUCGCCUCCCCCCCGGCCCCCGCACGCCACCACCAGUUCUCCGCCCUCGACCUCGCCAACUUCGUCGACCUCACCCCCUGGCACCGCUUCGGCUACACUGCAUCCAACGCCGCCAUCCUCGAUGCUGUCGAGGGCUCCUCCGUCGUCCACAUCGUCGACCUCGGCACCACCCACUGCAUGCAGAUCCCCACCCUCAUCGACGCGCUCGCUAGCCGCCCCGAGGGCCCACCAGUCCUCCGCCUCACCGUGCCGUCCGCAACCGCGAAUUCGCCGCCGCCUAUGCUCGACAUCUCCUACGAUGAGCUCGGUUCGCGUCUCGUUAAUUUUGCGCGAUCGAGAAACAUUCCGAUGGAGUUCCAAGUGGUCCAUUCGAGCCCCUCUGACGGCUUCAGCGCACUCAUCGACCAGCUAAGAGUGCAACAGCUAGUCUCCGAAGGCGGCGAGGCCCUCGUGGUGAACUGCCAAAUGCUGCUACACUACAUCCCUGAUGAGACCGCAGGUGCGAUCGCAACGCCACCCGUCUCCCUCCGGUCGAUGUUCCUCAAGGCGGUGCGGAGCCUCGAGCCAGCGUUGGUGACUGUGGCCGACGAGGACGCCGACUUUACCGCGACUGACGUAGUCUCGCGGCUGCGCUCGGCGUUCAACUAUCUAUGGAUCCCCUACGACGCGGUUGACACGUUCCUGCCGAAGGGGAGCGAGCAGCGGAAGGAGGCUGCGGCGGAGGUGAAGGGGAUGCUCGAUGAGCACGCGGCCGGGUGGGGGAUGAAGAGGGAGGAGGACGGAGAUCUCGUGCUCACAUGGAAGGGGCACAACGUCGUGUUCGCGACGGCGUGGGUGCCCUCGUGAGGAUCAGAGUACAUAAGCAAAUAUAUACUAUGAGAUUUCGAUCGAUCGAUUAUAUUGUUGCUGCAGCGACGUACGCCCAGCUUGCGUGCAUGGGGAAGAAGCUCGUGUGUAAGUGCACUACGUAGCUCUCCUGAUCUAAUUUGAUCUUAAUGCUGAUUAAUGAUUCGUUAAUGCUCGGGUUUCAUUAAUUAAUUUGUUCAAAAUUUAGUUAGAUAACCUGAUGAUCGAGCUUAAUUAUAGUUAGUACACUUCUGUGCUCUCUCUAGAUCUCAAUGUUGUGUGAGUGUGUAUGUGUGAAAUUGCUUAAUUCUUAUGAAUACAAAUAUGUACUAUAUAUGUGCUGAUUCUAAAUCUAAU